This is a messenger RNA of Chlamydomonas reinhardtii, 2009 nucleotides long. RefSeq lists its product as uncharacterized. NCBI's taxonomy places the organism in Eukaryota, Viridiplantae, Chlorophyta, Chlorophyceae, Chlamydomonadales, Chlamydomonadaceae. The coding region runs from base 31 to 1851 and encodes 606 amino acids. The transcript has 9 exons. Gene Ontology annotation, molecular function: phosphatidylinositol binding. The record is from RefSeq and is a predicted model, not a curated record.
GCACUCACUCGCAAAGCAACAACCCUCACCAUGUCCUCCUUCACAAGCGUGAGUGCGCAAGGCCCCGCCGGUGAUGCCGGCAGCGGCCCGGCGCCCGGCGAGGCACCGGCCGACGAGGAGCACGGCGGCCGCGGCCACCACAGUCUGCUGCUGAGCAAGGGUGUGGGCGGCGGCGGCGCGGGCGGCGGCCAGCAGCUGUCUGAGUUCCUGCGGCGCCACACCGCGGAGGCCGCAGCCACCCUGGGGCAGCUGGUGCGGCUGGGGCCGCAGUCGGGGCCGCAGGAUUGCAUGGGUCAGCCCUCGGGUCUGCUGCCGGUGUCGGCCCUGCAGGCGUGCCAGGCUCUGAUGUUCCUGCGCACCACCAAGGGCGGCCUGGGUCUGUCGUACAGCCACGGCAGCGGAUUCCUCAUCAACAAGAUCCGUACAGACAUGGUCACACACCCGCCCACCGCCACAACCACCAGCCCCAGCCCCAGCCGCCGCCGCAGCGCCGGCGGUAGUCACGGCGGCGCCGCCGGCGGAAACGGCGGCACCGGUAGCGGUGGCAGUAGCAACAGCGGAGCCGGAGCGUCAGCAGGUGGCAGCGGCAGCAACCCUAGCUGGAACACUGGCGCAGCCGGGGCCGCAGGCGGCAGUAGCAGCAGCAGUAGCAGCUACGCCACGCCGGCGGCUGCGGCUGCUGGCGGCGCCUGGACUGAGGAGGCGGUGCCGGUAAUCCAUUGGUCGGCGCCCGCCUUCUACUCGAUGGACAGCCUGUCGGUGGGGCUCACAGUGGGCCUGGAGCACACGCACAGUGUGCUGCUGCUGUGGGACGAGGGCACGGUGGAGCGCGUGAAGGCGGGGCGGGCGGUGCUGGGCACAGACGUGCACGUGAUGGUGGGGCAGCGUGCUGACGCGGAUGACGCCAGCGGUGACGCCGCCUCCGGCGACCCCGGCGGCCCCCGGCUGGUGCUGAGCGGGGUGGGCAGCCGUCGUGGAGGGGGAGGACUGGUGGGCGGAGGCAGUGGCGGCGCGGUGGGCAGCUCACUGCUUGUGCCCGGGGCCUUCGAGCUGCCCCUGCACAUCGCAUCACCCGGAGGAGGAGGCGGCGGCGGCGGCGGUACGAACAGCGGCGGCAAUAGUGGCGGCGGCAAUGCCGGCGGCGGCGAUGGCGAUGACCAGGCAGCGACGACAGCGGCAGCAGCAGCGGUAGCGGCUGGCCAGGAGGGCCCCCAGCAGCAGCACCAGCAGUCGUCCCCUCAUCAGCACCACGGUGGCGGCGGCGGUGGCGGCGGCGGCGGCGGCGGCGGCGGCGGCGGCGGCGGGCUGGUGCAGCUAUUCAGUCGGGCCAUGGUGUCGGGCCGUAGCGAGGAGGACAACGGCGGCGGCAGUAGCAGCAGCGGAACCGGCAGCGGCAGUAGCAGCGGGGCAGGAGCAAGAGCAGGUGCAGGAGCAGGAGCAGGCGCCGCCGGCAGGAAGGGAGUGGAGGGAGUGGCGGCGGCGGCUCCGGCGGGACCCGAGGCCCACGGCGGCGGCGGCGGCAGCAGCAGCGGCAGGAUUGGCGGCGCCGCCGGCAGCAGUAGCAGGGGCGGCGGGGGAGCGGGGGGCGGAGGGGCUGGGGGAGGGGGUGUCAGCGGGGGCGUGUCUACCAUCAGCAGCUACACGGUGUACGACGGGGCGCUGCUGGACUUCAGUCUACUGGGCGGCGCGCUGCAGCCCGACGCCCGCCACAACCGGGCUGUGUACGGCGAGAACGUCAGCCUGGACGACAUAGUGCACGGCAGGGUGUCGCCGCCCGAUGAGUUUGGUCCGCUGUACAGCACCCUUCGCAUGCUGACCUGCAGGACGCGGCAGCAGCUGGCGGCGCUGUAGGCAGUAGCGCUAGCGGUCGGCAGUAGCAGUCGGCAGCAGCGGUAGUGCUAUUAGGGCUGCAGGGUGGGUAGGUGGCGCUGCCGCGCAUAACGUGGGCUGCUGCUGCGGCGUGGAUUGCGGGUGUUGGCUUUGACCUCACGGACAUGGACGACGACGUA